AUGUUUUCAUAUAGAACGAGCACAAUGGACACUUCAUUUACGGAAUCACAAAACAUCUAUGAUAACCCAGAGUUUUUCGAGAGAUACAAUACAACUUUUGAUAGAGAAUACAAAGAGGAAGAGAUACAAACAUGGGAUGCCGGCGCUUUGGAUUGGCCAAAGCUGAAACAAAUGCUUCCAAAAUCAAUAAACGGUAUGGACGUUGCCGAUCUUGGAUGUGGAUUCGGCUAUUUCUCGAGAUGGGCUCAUAAAAAUGGUGCAAAAUCAGUGGUUGGCUAUGAUCUCUCUGAAAACAUGCUACAGAACGCCAGGAAACUAACAGGAGCAGGCUGUCCGUCUAUUAAAUUCAUUAAAGAAGAUAUGGAGAACAUCGAACUUCGUGACACAUACGAUCUAAUCUUUAGUUCGCUGGCGAUCCACUAUGUAUCGGACAUUGGCAAGUUGUUUGGAAAGCUGGGCCGCGCUGUCAGGCCAGGUGGCUACCUGGUGUUCUCUGUAGAACAUCCCAUUAUGACUGCACCGUUGGAGCCUCAGACCGAUCCGAAUCAAUAUCACAUCGAUAACUACUUUACGGAAGCGAAUCCACAAGAUAGAAUAGACUUCCACAGACCAAGAUUUUUAUAUCUAUCGUUCACCAAUCAAAGAGGUGUUUUGUUUCUUCACCAAGCUUCACUCAUUACAUUACACAAAUCAUCAUCCAUCAAACAAGGUUUUCAUAGAGCUGAAGGAGAUCAGUAUUUCUAA
Messenger RNA from Heterostelium album PN500, 744 nucleotides. Its product is annotated as class I SAM-dependent methyltransferase. Gene Ontology annotation, molecular function: S-adenosylmethionine-dependent methyltransferase activity. NCBI's taxonomy places the organism in Eukaryota, Evosea, Eumycetozoa, Acytosteliales, Acytosteliaceae. The record is from RefSeq and is a predicted model, not a curated record. The coding region runs from base 1 to 744 and encodes 247 amino acids. The transcript is spliced from 4 exons.